Leishmania braziliensis MHOM/BR/75/M2904 is the source of this 1347-nucleotide messenger RNA. Its product is annotated as putative dolichyl-P-Man:GDP-Man5GlcNAc2-PP-dolichyl alpha-1,3-mannosyltransferase. The transcript has a single exon. The record is from RefSeq and is a predicted model, not a curated record. Bases 1 to 1347 code for a protein of 448 amino acids. Gene Ontology annotation, molecular function: dol-P-Man:Man(5)GlcNAc(2)-PP-Dol alpha-1,3-mannosyltransferase activity. Lineage: Eukaryota; Euglenozoa; Kinetoplastea; Trypanosomatida; Trypanosomatidae. Gene Ontology annotation, cellular component: endoplasmic reticulum.
AUGAAGUUCAUGAACGUGGCGCUGGCCGCAGAGACGGUAGUCAUCAUCAUCGUCAUCCUCGUGGUGCCCUACACGGAGAUCGACUGGCGCGCGUACAUGGAAGAGGUGGAGGGGUUCCUUAAUGGUGAAUUGGACUACCGCAACCUGAAGGGCGGCACUGGGCCGCUGGUCUACCCGGGCGGCUUCAUUUGGGUGCACGCGGUCCUCUACUAUUUAACCAAAAAGGGUGAAGCCAUCGAGUUGGCUCAGUUGAUCUACGCUAGCGUCUACCUCGUGACACUGGCAAUGGUUUUGCGCCUCUACAGCCAUUCUGGGCACACGUGGAGGGUCAUUAUACCACUCUUCAUCUCGAAGCGCAUUCGCAGCCUCUAUGUGCUGCGGCUGUUCAACGACUGCUGGGCCAUGCUGUUCUUGUUCGCUGCCGUCACCUUCAUCGCUGGCCGCCCCAGCGGCGCUGGCAAGCGCUCGCGCCAGUGGCUCAUUGGAUCCAUCUGCUUUACCAUCGCCGUGUCAAUCAAGAUGAACGUGCUCCUCUUCGCGCCAGGCAUGCUUUACGUAAUGCUCCGCACGCUCCCCCUCAGGCGAGUUGCGUGGUACCUUUUUAUCUGCGCGGUGUGGCAAGUAGUCGCAGGCAUACCUUUUGUCGCCCACAACUAUAAGGCGUACCUAUCGAAGAGCUUCGAGCUUGAUCGCGUCUUCAUGCACCGGUGGUCGCUAAACUACCAAUUCCUUGAUGCCGAGCUUUUUACAAAGCCUGGAUUUGGUCAGGCGCUGCUCGCGAUGACGGCUGCGACGUGGGUUCUGCUGUGGCGCAUGCGCUGGGCCCCACGCACGUACUUGACGGAUGCAGAGGCACGUGUGUUGCAUCCAGCAAUCGCCGAUACUCGUCGGCAGAACACCUCCUCACUCCUCCACGCUGUUGAAGACGAAGAGAUGAUGGACGACGCGGCGCAAGAGCAGGCGGUGUACGCGUCCACACUACUCACCUUUUUUGAGGCGAACCUCGUCGGCGUUAUAUUUGCCCGCACCAUCCACUACCAGUUCUACACGUGGUUCUUCUACACUGUCCCCUUUGUCCUCGCCUACACGACAUACCCAUGGCCGCUGCGGAUCGUGAGUUGUGCCCUCAUCUCUCAGGGGUUCGAGUCCUUCCCACCGACGCCGAGAACGUCGGUGAUGUUACAGAGUGGCUUUGCCUUAACUCUGUUUGCGUUUAUCUUUUGGGGUCGUGACACUCCUCACGCUGCCACACCGAGAGAGGCAUAUCGGACCAAGAGGCGGGGAGCCGAAGCUGCAGCAAACACCGGUGGCGGGCGGUCACGCACCAGGCAAAAAGAGACAGCGUGA